This is a messenger RNA of Didymosphaeria variabile, 1998 nucleotides long. RefSeq names its product Alternative oxidase, mitochondrial precursor (gene AOX1). Lineage: Eukaryota; Fungi; Ascomycota; Dothideomycetes; Pleosporales; Didymosphaeriaceae. The record is from RefSeq and is a predicted model, not a curated record. Gene Ontology annotation, molecular function: oxidoreductase activity, acting on CH-OH group of donors; flavin adenine dinucleotide binding. The transcript is spliced from 13 exons. Bases 1 to 1998 code for a protein of 665 amino acids.
AUGACGAUUCCAGACGAGGUUGAUAUUAUCGUUUGUGGUGGAGGGUCUUGCGGAUGUGUCGUCGCUGGACGAUUGGCCAACCUUGACCAUAACCUUCAAGUUCUUCUUAUCGAAGGUGGAGAGAACAAUCUAAACAACCCAUGGGUUUUCCGACCGGGGAUUUAUCCCCGUAACAUGAAAUUGGACAGCAAGACUGCCUCUUUCUAUUACUCACGGCCAUCUGAAUGGCUCGAUGGUCGUCGAGCUGUUGUGCCUUGCGCCCAUAUUUUGGGUGGCGGCUCCUCAAUUAACUUUAUGAUGUACACUCGUGCGUCUGCUUCAGACUACGAUGACUUCCAAGCGAAGGGCUGGACCACCAAGGAGCUCAUUCCGUUGAUGAAGAAGCACGAGACGUACCAGCGCUCAUGCAACAACCGCGAUAUACACGGCUUCGAGGGCCCAAUCAAGGUUUCAUUUGGCAACUACACAUAUCCGAUCAAAGAGGAUUUCCUACGCGCUUCUGAGUCUCAGGGCAUUCCUACAACGGACGAUCUCCAAGACUUGGUCACAGGUCACGGUGCUGAGCAUUGGUUGAAAUGGAUCAACCGUGACACCGGACGCCGAAGCGAUUCUGCGCAUGGAUACAUCCACAGCACUCGUGCGGUUCACCAGAAUUUGCACUUGGCUGUCAACACCAAAGUCGACAAGGUCAUUCUCGAAGGUGGCAAGGCGGUUGGCGUUCAAACCGUACCCACCAAGCCCCUUCACCCAAAUCAGAAGCAAAGCAAGAUUUACAGGGCUCGGAAGCAGAUCAUCGUGUCUGGUGGCACUCUCAGCUCGCCUUUGAUCCUCCAGCGAAGUGGUAUCGGUGACCCCGAGAAGCUCCGCAAGGCUGGCGUUAAGCCGCUCGUUGACCUUCCUGGUGUCGGCUUGAACUUCCAAGAUCAUUAUCUGACCUUCUCCGUCUUCCGCGCCAAACCACACGUUGAGUCGUUUGAUGACUUUGUUCGUGGCGACCCGAAGACACAGGAAAAGGUUUUCGACCAGUGGAACCUCAAUGGUACAGGCCCUCUGGCGACCAACGGUAUCGAAGCUGGUGUGAAGGUCAGGCCCACAGAAGAAGAAUUGAAGGCGAUGGACUCGUGGCCUUGCAAGGAGUUCAGGUCUGGAUGGGACAGCUACUUCAAGGAUAAGCCUGACAAGCCCGUCAUGCACUACUCUGUUAUUGCCGGUUGGUUCGGCGACCACAUGCUCAUGCCACCCGGGAAGUUCUUCACCAUGUUCCACUUCCUGGAGUAUCCGUUCUCUCGUGGCUCCACCCACAUUGUCUCACCCAAUCCCUAUGAGGCGCCCGACUUCGACGCAGGUUUCAUGAAUGACAAGCGAGAUAUGGCUCCCAUGGUCUGGGGUUACAUCAAGUCUCGUGAGACGGCACGACGCAUGGAUGCGUAUGCUGGCGAAGUCCAAGCUAUGCACCCGUUCUACGCGUUCGACAGCCCCGCUCGGGCCAAGGACAUGGAUCUGGCUACCACCAAUGCUUACGCACUUGAUGGAAACCUCACUGCCGGCAUCCAACACGGCUCUUGGAGCAUGCCGGUCGAGAAGGGCCGCGCUCCGGAGCCGAACAUGCUCAACUCGAACUGUCAAGAUUGCCUGGAGGACCUCAAUUACUCUAAUGAGGACAUCAAGCAUAUCGAGGACUGGACUAAGCGUCACGUCGAAACUACGUGGCACUCCCUGGGCACGUGCUCCAUGGCGCCUAAGGAAGGCAAUUCGAUUGUCAAGCACGGUGUGCUCGAUGAACGCCUCAAUGUGCAUGGCGUGAAGAACCUCAAGGUUGCGGAUCUGUCCAUCUGCCCGGACAACGUCGGCUGCAACACUUAUUCCACCGCCCUGCUCAUCGGCGAGAAGUGCGCUGUGCUCACUGCUGAGGAUCUCGGCUACUCUGGCUCUGCACUCGACAUGAAGGUGCCAACGUAUCACGCGCCGCGCGAGAUCACCGGCUUGUCUAGAUUGUAG